AGCAUUCCAACAAGUUACUUCCUCCUUCCUUUGUUCUCCUCUACCUUUGCCUCUUCUAAAAAGUUCUAAGUUGCUAGUCAAUCCGGACAAACACUGAAUGUGAGGUCCCAUUCCAGCCAAUGGAAACCAGACACAGCAGUAGGGUGGACGCGCCACGUUAUAAAUGACCCUGUCUCCUUUAUUCAGUGCAGUCCCCUGGCAAAACUGCUGGCAAGUGUACCCUUUCUGCAGGAAGUAAAAAUGACCUUACUAAAUAAAUUAAAUUUAAGUUCAAGUUCUAUUUCUUUACAGCACCGAGGAACGAGCAUUUCAAACAGGUUGAACACCUUGAUGGGUUCAGGGUGGCCUGCCUGAGACCUCCAACUAGUCUGCAGGGCACUGUCACGUCCAGUCGUUUCCCGAGGCCUAAAAUGGGUAGGCACUGGCUCAAGGCCACACAGUCAAGACCCCAGGGUUUGUAGGCCUCCUCCUGUCACCCUCGGGUAGAAGGCGGCCCAAGGCUGAAGACCGAGGUCCAGGGAGGCGCCUUUCCAAUCAUGCCAGGGAGGGCAGGUCUCAGACGCCGGGGCUGCAAGUAAUGGAGGCCGUCACCGCAGAUGCCACCUGCCGUGCCCUGCUCUGCCGCCCACGCCAGCGCCGAACCCGGAGCUACCCGCCCCCCACCCGUAACCCCCUCGAGUACCGCGCGAGCCGCUUCGUCGCCAUUCCCAACACUCCCUGCUGUUCCAAGUCCAGCUGCCGGAAGUCGCUCGACUUCUACUUCCGCCAUGGAGCCAGAGAGGGAAGGGACCGAGAGACACCCCAGGAAGGUCAGGAAAAGGAGGCAGGCCCCAAACAAGCUGGUCGGGGCAGCUGAGGCGAUGAAAGCCAGUUGGGAUCUCGAGGAGAGUCAGCCCGAGGCCAAGAAAGCCCGCUUAUCUACCAUUUUAUUUACUGACAACUGUGAAGUAACCCAUGACCAGCUGUGUGAAUUGCUGAAGUAUGCAGUUCUGGGCAAAUCCAAUGUUCCAAAACCCAGCUGGUGCCAGCUUUUUCAUCAAAACCACCUAAACAACGUAGUGGUUUUUGUUCUGCAGGGAAUGAGUCAGCUACACUUUUACAGGUUCUAUUUGGAGUUUGGAUGUCUUCGAAAAGCAUUCAGACAUAAAUUCCGCUUGCCUCCACCAUCAUCUGAUUUUCUAGCUGAUAUUGUUGGGCUACAAACAAAACAAAGAGCUGGAGAUCUGCCCAAGACAAUGGAAGGGCCUUUACCUUCUAAUGCAAAAGCCACCAUCAACCUUCAGAAUGACCCCAUCAUUCAAAAGUAUGGCUCUAAGAAAGUGGGCUUGACCAGAUGCCUUCUGACAAAGGAGGAAAUGAGAACGUUUCACUUUCCAUUACAAGGUUUUCCUGAGUGUGAAAACUUUUUACUUACCAAAUGUAAUGGUUCUAUAGCAGACAAUAGUCCUCUCUUUGGACUUGACUGUGAAAUGUGCCUCACAUCUAAGGGGAGAGAGCUAACACGCAUCUCACUGGUUGCUGAAGGAGGCUGCUGUGUUAUGGAUGAACUGGUCAAACCUGAAAACAAGAUUCUGGACUACCUCACCAGCUUUUCAGGAAUCACGAAGAAGAUUCUUAACCCAGUGACGACCAAACUCAAAGAUGUACAGAGGCAGUUAAAAGCACUGCUUCCUCCUGAUGCUGUGUUAGUGGGCCACUCCUUAGAUUUGGAUCUCAGAGCACUGAAAAUGAUACAUCCAUAUGUUAUUGAUACAUCAUUGCUUUAUGUCAGAGAGCAGGGCAGAAGAUUUAAGCUGAAGUUCUUAGCCAAAGCUAUUUUGGGGAAGGAUAUACAGUGUCCAGACAGACUUGGUCAUGAUGCCACAGAAGAUGCUAGAAUAAUCCUUGAAUUGGCUCAGUAUUUCCUUAAGUAUGGCCCAAAAAAGAUUGCAGAACUAAAUCUAGAAGCACUAGCUAAUCACCAAGAAAUACAAGCAGCAGGCCAAGAGCCUAGAAACACAACAGAAAUACUUCAGCAUCCAAACACAAGUGUUUUAGAAUGCUUGGAUUCAGUGGGUCAGAAGCUUCUUUUUUUGACCCGGGAGAUAGAUGCUGGUGAACUUGCGUCUUCCAGAAACUGUCAAACUAUAAAGUGUCUUUCAAAUAAAGAGGUUCUUGAGCAGGCCAGAGUGGAAAUCCCCCUGUUUCCCUUCAGCAUUGUUCAGUUCUCUUUUAAGGCCUUUUCACCUAUCCUCACCGAGGAGAUGAACAAAAGGAUGAGGAUCAAGUGGACAGAGAUAUCAACUGUCUAUGCUGGGCCAUUUAGCAAAAAUUGCAAUCUCAGGGCUCUGAAGAGGCUAUUUAAGAGCUUUGGCCCAGUCCAGUCAAUGACUUUUGUUCUUGAAACCCGUCAGCCUCAUCUCUGUAUACAGUAUGAAGUUCUAGAAGCAGCCCAGCUGGCCAUAGAGUCCUUGGAUGGUAUUCUGGUAGAUGGUACCUGCAUCAAGGUGCAGAGGCCUGUGACAGAGCUCACGCUUGAUUGUGAGACCCUCGUGAAUGAGCUGGAAGGAGAUUCUGAAAACCAAGGCUCUAUAUAUCUGUUUGGAGUGAGUGAAACCUUCAAAGAACAGCUGUUGCAGGAGCCCCGCCUCUUUCUUGGCCUCGAAGCUGUGAUCUUGCCUAAAGAUCUUAAAAAUGGAAAGCAGAAAAAAUACUGUUUCCUAAAAUUCAAAAGUUUUGACAGUGCCCAGCGGGCCCUCAACAUUCUCACAGGCAAGGACUGGAAGCUGAAAGGCAGGCAUGCUCUAACCCCCAGGCACCUCCAUGCCUGGCUCAGAGGCUUACCACCUGAAUCAAGAAGGCCCGCAGGGCUUCGUGUUGUACCUCCCCCUUUUGAACAGGAGGCCUUGCAGACUCUGAAACUGGACCACCCAAAGAUAGCAGCCUGGCGCUGGGGCCGGAAGAUUGGAAAGCUCUACAACAGCUUGUGCCCAGGCACUCUCUGCCUCAUCCUGCUGCCAGGAACCAAGAGCACUCAUGGUUCACUCUCUGGCCUAGGACUGAUGGGAAUAAAAGAGGAAGAAGAAAGCACCAUCUCAGGCCUGUGAUCAUGAGUCGGCCUGCCAUGUUUCCAUGUGCCAUUUCUUACGCCUUGUAGGCAAUGGCAAAGAAUGUGGUCAGGCUGUAGUCUCUCCAACCAGCAGACAGCUUUUGUGGAAACUUGGUAUAGCAGCUAAAAGAGUUUAGUUUGUUUAUAUGGCAUGUAUAAGUUUUCAAUAAAUGCCUAAAGUUCAAGCAUAGUA
This is a messenger RNA of Mandrillus leucophaeus (drill), 3281 nucleotides long. It is a transcript of the gene REXO5, whose product is annotated as putative RNA exonuclease NEF-sp. The transcript is spliced from 20 exons. The record is from RefSeq and is a predicted model, not a curated record. Gene Ontology annotation, molecular function: RNA binding; exonuclease activity. Gene Ontology annotation, cellular component: nucleus. Lineage: Eukaryota; Metazoa; Chordata; Mammalia; Primates; Cercopithecidae. Bases 597 to 3086 code for a protein of 829 amino acids.